UUUGAGGCAUCGCCAGAUUUUGUGGAGAUUUUUCUGGAGGUUGAGGUAGUGGGACGUGCGUUAUUUUUUGGAGGAGAACCCAGUGAGAGGCCACGUUUGGAAAAAGUUCCCCACAUCGUUAUAAAACCCCAACAGGUUGACGUGUCACCAUGACAACAGAACCCGGCUCUGAGACAGAGGUGAAGGAGAAAGCCGAGGAGUCAGCCACUCAGCCGGACCAAUCGGAUCAAUCGGACCAAUCGGAGAAGGCGGCGGAAGAGACCCAGGAAGUAGCCAACGCCGAGGGAGAGGAGAAGGAGAAGGAGAAAGAGAAGGAGAAGGAGGGCAAAGAGGGGAAAGGAAUAGCUCGAUACCUGCCAACAUGGCUUAAGAAGCAGAAGUCUCAGAGCCAGACCUCUCCGACCAAGGAGGUGCCGCCCACAGAGGAAGCCGUUACCAAGGCGACACAGAACGAGGACGAGUCUGCCCCGGAAGUGAACGGUCACGCAGAGGAAGAGGAAGUGGAAGAGAAGGAGGCGGUGAAGUUGGUGAAGGAAAAAGAAGCAGAGUCUCAUUCCAACGCCAGCGCAGACACUGAGCCCGCCAAGGAGGAGAAGGUUGAAGAGACUGCUGAGAAAGGUCCAGAGGAAACCCCAGUGAGAGCAGAGGGUGAAGGAGCAGAGGAGCAGAAGAAGGAGGAGGAGCAGGAAGGUAAAGAGGAGGAGGGAGGAGAAGGAGGAGGAGAAGGCCAGACUUCUAUUUUCCAGUCUCCUCUUCGCCUGGUGAGGAAGGCCAGGAUGAAGCUGAUGGUGUGUCACGUGACCCUCCUGGACGGGACCGACUUCACCUGUGAGGUGGAGAAACGUGCCAAGGGCCAGUUCCUGUUCUUUAAGGUGUGUGAGCACCUCAACCUGAUGGAGAAAGACUACUUUGGACUCUCCUACACGGACAGUCGUGAACAGACGUGUUGGUUGGAUCCCACCAAGGAAAUCAAGAGACAGAUACGCAAUAACAACUGGAAGUUUGCAUUCAACGUCAAGUUCUACCCUCCUGACCCCUCACUGCUCACCGAAGACAUUACCAGGUACCUGUUGUGUCUGCAGCUCCGUGAAGAUGUGUCUUCUGGAAGACUGCCUUGCUCGUUCGUCACUCACGCUCUGCUGGGCUCGUACACGCUGCAGGCAGAAUUUGGGGACCACGAACCCGACCAGCCCCGGCCCCUGGACAACGUCGGUCAGCUGACCUUUGCGCCCAAUCAGAACAAAGAGAUGGAGGAGAAGAUUCUUGAACUCCACAAGUCUCACAGGGGAAUGACACCAGCACAGGCCGACGUCCAGUUUCUAGAAAAUGCCAAGAAACUGUCCAUGUACGGGGUGGACUUGCACCAUGCCAAGGACUCUGAGGGCGUGGACAUCAUGCUAGGUGUGUGCGCCAACGGGCUCCUGGUUUACAAAGACCGGCUCCGGAUAAACCGCUUUGCUUGGCCCAAAAUCCUCAAGAUCUCCUACAAGAGGAACAACUUCUACAUUAAGAUCAGACCUGGAGAGACGGAGCAGUUUGAGAGCACCGUGGGAUUCAAGCUCCAGAAUCAUCGAUCUGCCAAGAGGCUGUGGAAAGUCUGCGUGGAGAAUCACAGCUUCUAUAGGUUAACGGUACCAGAACAACCCACCAAGGCCCGCUUCUUGACUCUGGGCUCCAAGUUCCGCUACAGCGGGAGAACCCAGGCCCAGACCCGCACGGCCAGCUCCCUCAUAGACCGACCCGCACCCAACUUUGAACGCACCUCGUCCAAACGUAUCAGCCGCAGUCUGGAUGGAGCACCAAUGAUCAGCAUAACUGAAGCUACAUCUGAGAACGGACGUGAGCCGCACCUGGAGCUCCACUCUGACUCUAAGAGUCCAAUGAGAGUGCAUGGGGACAAUAUUUAUGUGAGGCACAGUAAUUUAAUGUUGGAGGACCACGAUAAGACCCAGGAAGACGUUCUGAAACACCAAGCUAGCAUUAGCCAGCUAAAACGCUCCUUUAUGGAGGCGCCACCUCCCUCUCCUCCACAGCCCAACCAGUGGGAGAAACGUCUCACCUCCUCCCCCGCUACAACGAUACGUAUUCAACAGCAACAGCAAGUGGAGAGUGUGCCCCGAGCGGAAGCAACAGCUGCAGCUGAUAACACGAUCUCUGAUACCAAAGAACCCGUGAAGACAACCGAAGUUGAAAUCGAGGAAACCGUUGUCGUCCAAGAGGUUUCCAUAGCGCCCAAACCCGGACUGGUCACGGUUACGACCAGCUCCCCUGCUGGCCCACCAGCAGAGCAGGAAACACCAGAGCAGGAAGUGACAGUUGAAGAGGAAGUAGUGGUGAAGGAGGAAGUGAAAGCGGCAAAGCAGGAGAGCGUUUCAUCCGAGAGCGAGAGCGAAGACGAAGCCGAGUACCAUCCGAACAUCUCCCUCUGCCACACACAAAUACCAGAGGAGAAGGAAGAGGAGGAAGAAGAAGAGCAGCAGCAGCAGCAGGAGGUGGAGAAGGAGGAGGAGGAGGAGAAGAAGACGGCGGAGCAGGAAGUUUCAGCUCCAGAUGCUCCUUCCAUUUCCCUUCCAGCUGAAGUCAGCCAACCUGAAGAGGCAACCAGACUAGAGGAAGAGGAGUCCAGGAACGAGGAGAGGAAUGCAGAGGAGGAGAAAAAAGAUGACAGGGAGACGGAGGAGACUCCCGACAAUCCGAUGACGACCCCCAACGAACCCCCCAAUGGUCACCACGUGCCGGAGGAGAGCGCGACCGAAACCGACGCCCCCGCAGAGGAUGAGGAGGAGGAGGAGGAGGAGGAGCCCAAAAUGAACGGAGAAGCCUCUCUGGUUGAAGCAGAACACCGGCCACAGGUUAUUAGUUGCUCUGAGCCACCCGUGGUAAAGACAGAAAUGGUGACUAUAUCAGACACGUUCGCGGCCCAGAAAACCGAGAUAGCUACAAAAGAAGUGCCCAUCGUACAUACGGAAACCAAGACCAUCACAUACGAAGCCGCACAGCUGGAUGGUAAUGGCGAUGGCGAGCCUGGAGUGUUGAUGACUGCUCAGACAAUCACCUCUGAAUCUCUGUGCACUACCACGACCACACACAUUACCAAGACGUUAAAGGGCGGCCUAUCAGAGACGAGGAUCGAGAAACGCAUCGUCAUUACUGGCGACUGUGACAUCGACCACGACCAGGCACUGGCCCAGGCCAUUAAGGAGGCCAAAGAGCAGCAUCCUGACAUGUCUGUUACCAGAGUGGUGGUUCAUAAAGAAACUGAACUGGCUGAGGAGGAGGAUUGACAGAACGCAGAGUUGAAGGGCCCAUCAUGACAAUUUUCUCUGUUGACGUCAAACGACCUCCAUCAUCUUACGACAACCGACCUUGACUGACUGAAGAGGAGGAGGAGGAGGAGAGCGGAAAAGCAGAAGCAGAAGGGGUAGACAAACGGGAGAGAAGUUGCCAAUCUCUCUCCCCAAAUCAGUCUCUCUUACAUGUCUGUGGUGCGUUUAAAAAAAAAAACCCCACUCCAAAAAACCAAGUAAAACUAAAAAAAAAUAACGUCCCCUCUCUCUCCGAGGGAACGAAAAAGAACCACUUCGUUAGCUUAAUAUUUCUAGCGUGUUUCUAUUUUUUAAUAGUGCUUUUUUUUUUUUUCUUUCUUUUAACUGUCUUACAAAAUGAGAUAUAGUGUGUCUGUUAUGUUUUUUUUGUUUUUUUUUCAAACCUUAAAGCUGCAGGAAUGCACCGAUGACCAAUCCUGCUGAGAUACGAGGCUAAAAUAUGAUUAUCGUAUCAUUGUAACAGUGACCUUCAAUAACUCACGCACUCACUCAAAAGUCAAAGCAAAAACGAUGUAAAGAUGUGGGCGAUCUGAGAUAGAGAAAGCAUUCUAAUAGUCAUUAUUCAUUUGUUUAAAGUUUAAUUAAUUUGACGCUGAAGUUUUUGUACUCUUUUGUUUGGAAUUGGUGCAUUCUUAAUUAUUUUUUUGUUAAAUUACAGCUCCCUCUCACACUUCACUAUGUUGUAAAUGGAGAGUAACAUAAUAUAACAGUCAUUUUAUAAAUUGUUACAGUAACAAGUAGGACUGCAGGAACCACAAUCACACAACCUGAUUUUUUUUUUUUUUUUUUUACUAUUUCAGAGCGUAACAAAAUCAAACUAAUUAAAACACAUUCACUCUCAGAUGAAUUGUAGCACCAGCUGUGUCACAUUAUCACACUUUAUUACUAACGAUUACAAUAAACAGGGAGCUGUAACUUAAAAUAUUGCGGUUAAAAAAAACAAUCAACCAUUUAUUGUUUUAUUUUUUUUAUGAUUGUCUCGUUUUUUUUCUUCUGUAAGUAUAGAUAUUAUUCAUCCACAUUCCGUGUGUGUCGACUGGCGGCUCAGUGAGUUCAUUUUCAGUUCACUUUUUACUCGACUUUAAGAAGAGAAGACUUUUUACCAUUUUACUGUAGCUGGGAAUGGACAUUGACAUUAAUUACGCUCGAGACGCCAGAUGAUGAGUUAAUUCCUCGUGAUAUAUUUGUAAGUUUUACUGUAUUUUAGAGUAAAUUUUUACUAAACGGACUGAAAAUGAACUGACUUUAACGCUGGUGUAUGCACCUGUCUGUACAGUGAAAAUGAAGGUUAUUAGAUUGGGAGCAGAAAUGCAGUUUUUUUUUUUUUUUCAGUAGCUAAACGCUCUCCCUGGGCCCGCCCACUUUGCGACACUAGCCAUUCCCAUUGGGCCACAGGGAGGCACGGGAGCAGUAAACUGACUUUUGAUUGGGAGAGAGAACCAGUAAACUUAAAGCAUAACUGGGAGAUGGAGGCGGGGCGCUGUGUAGUGCCAAGUAUAACAACGUGGGAGUGAAGAAGAAUCCGAUGCAUGUUGCAUGUUGCUCUCUAACCAGGGCAGAAUUCAAACUCAUUAAGUUAUUUUGCAUCCUGAAAUGAGUUAAAGCUGUUUGGAUUUUCUUGCUUAAAACACAAUCUGCCAUUCGAGCACAGGUACCAAAAUGAGGACACACAGUUGGACGAACACUUCAGUCUAAAAUUCAGAAUAAUGGGAUUUCUACAUAUUUGCUAACUCUGCAUCAGAGCCCGUUUUGUCGUCAUAGUUCAGCACUUCAUUUCACUCCCAUGUUCUUUAAAUACCAGAUUAGAUAAAAGCAACAAACCUUUUUUUUUUUUUUUUUUUUUUUUAGAUACAGUGACACCUGGGAUUAAAGUCAGCACGUCUUCACACAUUUGAGCGAGUCUAGAGAGAAGGCUACUGUGUUGAUUGGUUUGAGAAGUGUGUAGAUAACAGAUUAUCUCGGCUCGUACAGUACGUCUCUAGAUGAGAUCACCUUCGACCCCACGCCGGCUGUGUUGUGACUGUUUUCACCGCAACCAAAUAUUCUUCAGCACUGAAGUGAUUUAAUGUUGUUUUUUUUUGGACCUGUUUCAGUAUGACGUUCAGCUGUAUUCUCACAUCAUUUUAACACACAAGAGCACAACACUCUAAAACAUGCCGGUACACUACAGACAGACAGAAGAACGCAGCUUAAAGGGAAGUGUAUCCGAGGGUUUUGAAGUGCUCUUGAAAACCCCUUAAAUGGAAUCUUGUGAUCUUUUAUUCAUUUUUCGGUGGACACUUUUACUAAAAACAAAAAGUGACUUUGUGUAAAUAUUGGUGGCAUUGAAUGAGUUAGAAAGAGGUGCUUGGUUUAACGUAUUGAGUCGACACAUAUUUUCAGUGUGAGCUGCGAAAAAAAAAAAAAAAAAACCUAUUUUCCUGAAAUUUAAACUGCUUGUAAGCAAAGAAGUGCCACAGAUUGAUACGAAAACAUUCCACCUGUACCUGCCUGGAGUUGUCUUUACCCUGCAGCCACACUGGACAUGGAGGCAUUUUGAAUUGGAGUAAUUUAUCUCUUUUAAAUGAGGAAAUAUUAACACACACCCUCCACAUUUGAAACAGCAUGUACCUUGUAUUUCAGCCCCAGUUUAAGGGUUUCUUUCUGGACAACCAGACGGUGGAAUGGUAAUGACUGUCCAGGCUUUUUAUUGGGAAAACACUGCUCUGACCUCUACAAUGCAGUUAAAUCACAUUCCAGAUGAGGGGGAAGCUUUAACCUCUGACCCUCUUGCAAAGACACAAAGCAGCAGAAAAACAUUUAAAAAAAACAAACAAACCGUGCAACAUGAGGCAGCUUUGGAACUUUAAAAAAAAAAAAAAAGCAUUGGUUAUAAUAACACAGCAGCUAUAUUUGUAGGUUUUCUGAUAAUUCGUCGUCUUUUCUCUGUGAUCUAGUUGCGAAAAAGUGGGAUUUAUUGUGGCGUCCGCUUGGAUAUUUUAUUUUUGACGUUUAAAGGUAACACCACUACAAAUCAAGUUUUGAGCCACCAUUUCAUUUUUUUUUUGGUGCUGUUCGCUCCAAGUUUAACCUCUUUUUCGGGAGGUCCGGGCUCUGUUUUAACCAAUCACAGGAGCUUUGACAGCAGCAAGGGGUUGGUUUUCCAAAAUGUUGAAUUUUUCAUGAUAUAAAUAAAGAAUAAAAAAACUCAGAAAUGAGUGUCUUGCCAUCAGAAAUCUUUAUUUAGUUGAAAAAGAUAGCACAGACUGAAAGAAAAGUCAAAUGAAAGUUUUAAGUUGUCACCAUGGCAACUCCGUAACGUCACACUAAGCAGCUGAUGAUGAUUCUACGCCAGCUGAUCAUAAUACUGUCAGGGAUUUCAACGUGGUAACAUUAUGGAGGACAGUGUUAUGUAAAAAAAACACUAAA
Messenger RNA from Anoplopoma fimbria (sablefish), 6734 nucleotides. RefSeq names its product erythrocyte membrane protein band 4.1 like 2 (gene epb41l2). Gene Ontology annotation, cellular component: cytoskeleton; plasma membrane. The transcript is spliced from 23 exons. Gene Ontology annotation, molecular function: actin binding; structural molecule activity. Lineage: Eukaryota; Metazoa; Chordata; Actinopteri; Perciformes; Anoplopomatidae. Gene Ontology annotation, biological process: cortical actin cytoskeleton organization. The record is from RefSeq and is a predicted model, not a curated record. Bases 150 to 3284 code for a protein of 1044 amino acids.